Messenger RNA from Amoebophrya sp. A120, 3774 nucleotides. NCBI's taxonomy places the organism in Eukaryota, Dinophyceae, Syndiniales, Amoebophryaceae. The record is from the annotation of a GenBank genome assembly.
UUUAAAACAGGAGGCUUUGUAUCGUGACCCGGCGCCAAACACCGUGUAGUUCUGAAAAAGCAGCCUCCCUAGGUUGCCGGCCGUGGAGAAUUCCAUUGCCCUGAAAAGAGUCGCCCAAUUACUGGCCAUAAUGUUGCCCCCGGCACCUCUUGCUACCCCCUGUUGCUAUUUUCUACACGAAAAAUAGGCGCACUUACUAGUUUUUGAGUUGAGGUUGUUUGUGAAAAUCGAUGAGGCAUUUUCCUUCAUGUUGUACAAUGCACAAGCGACUCGCGUGGUUCGAUAGAACGUAUGAUUUGCUGCCGCGGGUAACCACCCAUUGUAAGCAAGCGCCAUCGUUCUAGCGUCUAGUCGACUCAAAAAGGCUUGGGUAUGCCGGUUCUGCGCUGCCCCGCGCGCACGAACGCGCUUUGGAUUUCUCGAGUGCUGGCGAUCCUUGCGCUCCGGGACGACGCUACUGUCCGUGCCUACUCGUCUCGAACGGAUCGCGGGUCAACGAAAAGCACGCUCCGUGGCCGCCGCAAUGCCGCAGCAGUACGCCCGCCGGCCCGCCGCAUCGGCCCGACGCCGCACUUUGCUGCGAACAAGAAAAGUUUUUUGCAGGACCGGAUCGUGCACAAGCCUUCGACCACGCGACACAGUUCUUUUUUGCGAAAGGAAAUGCGCAAUAAAGCUGCAACAUGCAGCGACACGGGUGCUUGUCGCGAGAAGCGCGACACCUUGUGGAUGUAUUCGCACGGCGUUUGCGAAUCCCUGCACCAAGAGGAGGCCGGAUCACGGUGCGAGCAAGCAGAGCGCGCCAACGGUCGCAUGAAAUACCUUCCCCACGACGUCUUUAUACCCUACUUCUCCAUGGGACGAGUUUGCAAGGAAACGGAGAGCGACACGUGCGCACCCGCGUGGAUCCAGAACACAAGCGGACUCCCGCAGAGCAAGAAAAAGUUCGAUCAAGCUUCCGUCAGCAAGAUCAAUCAGAUGUUUGACGCACUGACGCAGCACUGCGCCGCAAAUGAAAGUGGGCACCAGAGCCAGGAGUACCGGGAUUACGAGCUAAGGGCCGUUCGUGCGGGUUGUCAAGAGAGUGGCCUCCAUUCGACCACAACUACAACAACAACUGCGAGAAACUGUGUCGGCGAAUGGAGCGCGACCCUGGAUGAACUGCGGACCUCGUGUACUGGAAAUGGGGAGAGGUUGACUCGAACCUACACGCAAACGGUAGUCGCCACGUGGAACGGGCUACACUGCGAUUUUGACGACGGCCACACCGAAUCCAUCACGUGUCCGCUGCAUCGUUGCAAGUGCGCGCACGGCCAGCCGGAGACCGGGGGCGGCUGCAGCGCAGACGGCAACACGCAUGGCUGCGAGGAGGAUAAGUGCCAUUCCGGCUACCACUCCACGAGCUCCGCUGCGUUGCCCAAUAAGUUCACCUGUGCGGUAAACGAGUGCACGUGCCCGCAGGGAACAAGCGCAACGGGACCGGACUGUGCGCCAGAUGGCACCACGGUUGGCUGCCAGACUUGUGCGACCGCCGGAUACCACCUAUCGGCUGCUCACGACGGAGGCCUCGACGAAUGCAUUCUUGCGCGCUGCCGCUGCCCGCACGGCGUGCCAGCAGAGGGGGUCGGCUGUGAUAUCGAUGAAACGGUGGAAAAGUGCACCGCGUGCAGCGCUCGUGGAUAUCAUUUGUCCGACGCCUUUAGGUGCGAGCAGAACAUGUGUACGUGCUACAACGGAACCCCUGCGACGGGAGCGGCGUGCGAAGCGGAUGGCACCGAAAUGUGCCAUAGUUGCGACACUGGAUAUAGGAAGGGCGAAGAUGGGAAGUGCGGAUGGGACAACACUUGCACUUGCGUGAACGGAGUUCCGGUUCCGGGCGCGACCGGGACGUGCGAAGUUAACGGCGUUCGAAUUUGCAGUGGCUGCGAGAUCGGAUAUCACAAAGAUGAGCACGGUGCUUGUGUGGAGAAUGUCUGUGCGUGCGAGCCUGGCACACCGUUGACAGGUGCGCGGUGCGUAUUUGAUGGUGUGUCACGCGGUUGCACCGCCUGUGGCGCAGGGUAUACUCUAGUUGGCACGACCUGCCAAGCCACGACUGCUAGCAGCACCACGACGACCAAGAGUGGCACCGAUGUGGUUUCGAAUGAUGAAAGUAGCAGCAAAAUCCCGGGCGAAGCAGCUACGCGUAAAUGUUUUUUUUCUUCCGAACAAAGAAGUGCAUCAUAUUUAUACACACAUGCAUCCAAAAAUAGUGUCCGGGGUGAAAGGGAUUUCUGAGUAGAAGUCCUGCUCGUGGCACAGAUAACGCGUCGCUGGGACGCUGUAACAAGACAUUGUUUCCUUCCUGCUACGUGAUUGCUAGUCAGGCAAUCUCAACACUGAUCGUUCGACUGUAUCAGCUACAGAAAAUUGACAAAUUUUUCAUCUUUGUACACACUACAGACGGCACGGAGCAAGGCACCGGAAACAGCGCAAAUAAUGCAGCUAGUGCUUCACCUGCCACGACAAAUAGAAGUUUGGAGAGCACUCCCACGCAAAGAGCUCUGCGGGAGGCACACAACAGUUCCCCCGUCCCAGGGACCGACAUUCUUGGCGCGUCGGGAGGUGAGGAAACCGUAGGUGAGAAGGAUGCAACGUCCGGGUCAGGCAAUAAUGCUUCGGCGCUGCUCACCGCCGCCUUCAUAUUCGGUUUCAUGCUGGCGGUAGCCGGGUGCGCAGUCAUGUUUUGUGUAGGUCGGUGCAAGCGCAGCAACGGUGAGGAGGACGACGAGCUUGUUGUUCCGCCAAAGGUCGUUCCCACCACGACCCCGCCGCCGAACCCACCAGCGACAUCCCCACUGGGGCGGCCCCGACGGUCGUUCUUUCUGCCGGGAUCGCAGUUGGGCGGCGCCGGUGAUCGCUCCUCGCAGGUCGGUGGUGCCGCAGCGGCCGUUCCAGCGCAACAAGAGUCCACGUCCUCGCGCGCGGGACCCGGCAAGACGAGUAAGGCGGCGCAAAUCGAGCCGGAGGGAGCUUCGUCGAAGAAGAAGUUUGGGAUGAACAAGGAGGAAAUAUUGAAGCCGGCUAAGGAACAAGAAAUGAAGCUGCCGAAGGAGGAAGUCAAGCCACCGAAGGAGGAAAAGUCGCUGCGAGAGGAGAAAAGUAAGGAGAAAAAAGAGCAGCAACAGCUCAAGAAGGACGCCUCAAUUGUCGCGGAGUCCGCGGGAAAAAAAGCGGCAGUCGCGUCGUUGCGCGCGGAUUCCGGCGGCGGGGCAAGCGACGGCGACCUGGCGGCGUUCGGAGAUUUGGUGUCUGCAACACUAGCCAAGCAGACUUCGCCUUCUGGGAAGCAGCAAGACGGGUCGGCCGACUCUGUCACGACUUAUCCCAGUCACGACUCGACAGACAACCCAAAAAGUAAAGUCACCAGCUCGGGCGAUGUCAAGGUGACGCUCUCAAAAUCUACCAACGGAGGAAUCUUCAGUUUCGGUUGACAACGAAUAGUUUCUGUUUUCCCCAAGAGUUUGUUUUCCUUCCGGGCGGAUGCGAUUCGCAAGAAGCAUUUCUGUGCAAAGCUUCUUGUCCGUAUGUAUCAUUUUCUUUCUGUACGAUCCUGGACUACAGCAUCAAAUAUUAUUCCCAAUCAGUUGCAGACAAGGAUUUGAAUCAACACCCGGUGUGGUGAUUUUAAGCUUGUCGAUCAGGAGCUAUUGCUCAGUCUUGAAACGUGAUUCCCCUUCCGCAGAUUUUUCGAAAGGAAAACUCGACGCUCCUAGUACUUUGUCUUCUCAGGAGUAU